Molecule: messenger RNA, 6657 nt
Organism: Lineus longissimus
Lineage: Eukaryota; Metazoa; Nemertea; Pilidiophora; Heteronemertea; Lineidae
Product: transmembrane protein 198-like
Exons: 5
Coding region: 209-1357 (382 amino acids)
Cellular component (GO): plasma membrane
Source: RefSeq, a predicted model, not a curated record
UGACCUUAGUCAUAUUUCAUUUUCUUGAUGUUUAUCUUCGAAAAAAAGAUGUUUUUAAAAAAGACCAUGGCAAAAAAUAUGCGAAUGUUUAGCCAUUAAUUAACCAAUGAAAAAAUGAUGAUGCUGCCUAAAAAGAUUACUCGGAGAUUAAACUAGGGGGCUGAACCUCGGAUCCUGGAUGUACCUAGGUCCCGCCUGAUACCUCACCAUGGGGAAUAAGGAAUCGAUAUCCGGUCUCCAUGACCAGCCGGACCCGUACAACUACGCCCCCCCACAUUCAUUUUGGAACCGUUCCCAUCCGUCCAAUCGGUUGAAGGAUAGAUGCGUGAAUAUCACAUAUCAGUAUGACGUCGUUCCUGCAGUGUUGUGUGGAAUGUGUUUCAUCUUCGGAAUUUUGUAUACCUUUUUCGGCUAUCGAUUCUUCAAAGCAGUGAUGUUCAUGACCGGCUUCAUUUUCGGGAGCGUUGUCACCUAUCUGAUUUGUCUCGAGGAAAAAGUUCUUCCACCUGAGGGGAAUGCUGGUGUCGCCAUUGGCGCGGGGAUCCUGUGUGGUCUGAUCACCAUGCUGGUACAAUACGUGGGGUUAUUCCUGACAGGAUUUCAUCUCGGCGUCCUUCUGGCCCUGGCUGGGCUCGUCGUAAUGGAGCAGUUCUACCACCCGUCAACAAAAUGGAUCGCCUUCGGGAUUCUAUUUGGCAUUGGGGUAUUAUUUGCGUUGAUGACGCUGUAUUUUCAAAAAGGGUGUACGAUAAUAGGAACGAGUGUCUUCGGUGCUGCCCUCAUGGUGUCUUGUCUCGACUACUUUGUGGAGUUGUUCAUUAUGGUGGAUUAUUUGUGGGACCGUAUACGCGUGGUGCGGUCUAAACAGUAUGUGUGCUGGUUCAGCUGGAUUAUCAUCGGAUGUUGGCCUUUUGCAUGUGCCAUCGGGUUAUUCAUUCAGUGGAGGGUGACGGGGAAAGGAUAUGACCAUCACGAAGUCCUCCAUGCAAGAAAAAGAAAUAAGACCGUCACGGUCGCACCGAAGCCUAAGAAGAAGAAACGCUCACGGGAAAAGAGCACCGAGCGUCCACCUCGACAGACGCCGCUGUUACAGCCGCAGACCCCCCAACCACAACCACCAGCGACGCCCCCUAUCAACCCUCAGGAACCGCAUUCCCGCUACCGGCAGUUGUAUCGUGUCAGGCGGUUUAAUGGUGACGUUAUAUCACAGCACUACAUCCAGAGUAUCCAACACAGGUUGUCGCCGGGAAUAAAGAGUAUCCUCGUCCCCAGUACGCAGACGGAACAGGAGCGCCUCAUCGGCGGUAGGGCGGAGGGCGCAAGCACGCACGCCCAACUGUCACAUCUGGGUUAUUGAGGAAGGAGUUAGCUGUGUAGAAAGAUUAUGACUGUUUGUUUGGAGUUCUUCAAAAGUGCUACAAAACAGUUGACUGAGAUCCACCGCAAAUGUUUGUUCCGUGGAAGGCAUUUUCUUCCCCAAUUGUUUUGAACGCAUCUGGCUGGCACAUUCAUAACAGCGUCACUCAGCGGGCUGUCACAUAAAAAAAAAAAUCGUAACAUAAUAUAAUGUAUAAAGACCUGCCGAAGUCAUUUAAGCCAUCGUACAAAUUACAAUGCGACUUAAUGAUGUCAAAAGAAGAAACGCCCAAGUAUCAAAUUGUACGAUUAUUUGGACGAGAAUUGAAUUGACCCAUUCACUUACAAUGUGACAAUGACGAUUGGCAUUGGAGGUGCUACAGCGACGCCCAAUCUCAUCCCCAGGUGAACCCUUGCAUUUAGAGUGAUAUGGAGGAUACCUAGGACCAAGGUUUAAAAUAUGUCGCCUUUCCACUUGCUACCACCUGACUAUAUCAAUAUGUGCUUCAUUGUUCAUAAAAAAAGAUGCAUUUUAACCUUCACAGGCGAGAGUGAAGGAUCUGGUGCUAUUUGUUUUAGACAAGUAGGUCUGUUGCUAUGGUAGUGUUGCUAAGCAAUGGUUGCUAUGGUAAUGUUGCUAAGCGAUUGUUGCAAUGCUACAGUUGCUAUAGUAUGGUUGCUAAGCUAUUGUUGCUGUGGGUGACGGGUUCACAGGAAUAAUUAAUAUGACACAUUCGUGUGAUUUUUUUAAUCAACUUCCAUUUAAAAGUGUUGCCAAUAUUGUGCUCUACAUUUUCCCUUUAUUUAUGGCAAUAUUUGUUUCUAUAAAUAGCCCAGACUGCUAUGUGGAAGGGUAUGGCGAUCCCUUCGGAGUCCUCAUGAUGGGGUUCAAGAGGGGCUUACUGUCUGCAAAAGAUGGGUUCCACCAUUGCCAUCUAUACAAGACAUUUGUUAUUAUGGGGCAGGGUAAUGGGGAUCCCCUUUGAGUCCUCAUUAUGGGGUUCAAGAGGGGCUUAGUGUCUGCAAAAGAUGGGCUCCAGUUGUAUUGCCAUUAUACAAGAAAUUUGUAACUACCUGUGUUAGAAAGGGUAAGGGGAUCCCCUCGGAAGCCCCAUGAUGGGGUUCAAGCGGGGCUUACUGUCUGCUGUUACUUGUAAUAUUAUCAAAUUGUAAUCGGACGUAGUCAAGUAAAAUAUGUAUAUAGAUGUUUUAUAGAUGUUUCGAAUUAUCGUCUGCCUGAAUUUUUAUAACCAAGACUCCCCGAUUGCAAUGUUGCACACAUGAUACACAAUGCUUCAUUCUGGCAGCAGUCUUGAUUCCACAAAGGAGACGAUUGAUUUGCAUGUAGUGUUGAAUUAACCAAAUGGAGCCACAGUUGAAGACUGUUCUGUGUACGUUUUGGGCAGACGACUUGUUAAAUUUCAGGUGUAGAAUUGAAUUUGAAGGGAACCUGUAGUUAACGGUGCCACUUCUAAAAAUGGGGAGUUUUGAACGGCCUGGUUAUAACCCUAGGCGGGAAUAAGCUUCCAUUGCUAGAAUUAGCAGUUUCGAGUUCCCCAGGUAGUUGAUUAUGUGAGCGGGGUAUCUGGGUAACAUUGCAUAACUUGAAAUUCAUUGAAUCAAUGCCCCGUAAUGUGCCAGGCACUAAUGGCUUGGAUGAUUUGAAGAAGUUUGUUUGUUGACUGACAAGCCUUGAGGUUCAAAGGGUCGCAGUGGGUUAUGGCAUUGUCCAAUGUUUGCUUAGGCCUUCUGAUGAGUUCUAAGUGUGCCCAUUUAUUUUGUUUGGGCCCUGGUUCGUCUUUGUCAAAAAGGUCCAUCCACUAGAGGCAGUCACUGGUGUACCUUUUCAGCGCCAUUGGGAAGUUUUGAUACCAGAAAAACAAAAUAAUGGUGUGACAGUCCAGCAAUCAGUCUACGAUGAGAUCCUGUGCUUCAUUGUGACGAACUUUGCAGGCUCUGUACUACAUGUUUUCUGUCACUUAACUACCUAUAAGUUCGGAUGAUGUAAUACUGAGACAGUGUAACUACAUACAAUGACACGUAACUGCCUGAAUAUUUGACGAUAAUGCCAAAAUAACACCAAACAGCGAGCUAUUUCUGUUAAAUGUCAUAAUACUAAAACUGUAAAUGUAUUUGUAACUGAACUUUGUAUCAUUUGUUGCUGUGAUAUCUUUCGUCUGUACGCAUUUUUUGUUUGUUUUGGCCGUAACAUUUACCUAAACGAGGGCGGGUCUAGGAGGUUGGUAUGGUGUGUUUAUUGUUGAUGAGCCUGCAGGCCUAUCGAUUACAUCAUUUUCACACCGCUAUACGGUGUAGGAAAUUUGGCAUGUCCCCAAAUUAGGCCCUGUAAAAAUGUCCCCAAAAUAAAAAUAAAAAUAAAUUUUUUUUUUUUUUUUUUUUUUUUAAGGGGUAAUUUGACCCCCUGAAGCGUUUUUUGACACCUUAAAUGACCAAAUCUCAUCCGAAAUGGCCUAAUUUGAUACUUUUCAUCCUAAAAUUAUGAGUUUUCAGGUGCAUGUGACAAUGUCAGUCAAUAAGGACGUCGCUGUUCAGGCAAAUUUGCGCGAUGAAAUGUCCCCAAAUUAAGCUAAAAAGCAAAAAAACAUGUCCCCAAAAUAGGCUAAAAAAAUACAGGGUGUAGAGGUCUCCAUGUAAUUGAAAGGCCUGAUUUGUCUAUGUUCCUGGUACAAGUGUGAGAUGGGAGAGACCCCUUUUGGCCAUUUGAUGUAACUCAAUCUUGUCUAUAGAGCUGCUUCCUAUUGACUCCUUUAAACAAUACCACAUAACAUGCUAAGGUCAAUGCAACUUGUUUUAAGCUAUGUUUCUGCUUGUUUAGUUGACCCUCUUUAAUCAUAUCAAUGACGUUUUAGUGCAGCAGUCCUUGUCUUGAAUGUUCCUUUAACUUGUACUGUAUAAUGAUUGUAUUCUGAAAUAUGACAAAACUUUUUGUAAUUCUUUCAACUUUAAAGGGAAAACUUGGGCAUGGGAUGUACCUGGCCAGGAGAAUAAUACCAGUGGUUGCCACCAUGUGGCACUACGUAUAGCAUCAGCAUAAAACUGCUCCCUGAUAAUGAUGUUGUCCAGUGUUACAAGGCAGUUUUUGACAUGGCUUGUGAAUCUCAGGGCCUAGGAUUACACCCCGUUCUGAUGCAUUCUUCAUUCCAGUUCAAUGGUUUUUCAAUUAUUCUGUUUGGAGAAAUCCCGGUCCAGUUGGAAGCCAUUUUUGUAUGACAAACCAACAUAUCUCAUGCCAAAGUUGUCCCUUUAAGGAAUCACAAAUAGUUUUGUUAUAUCUUAUGCUGCCUAUAUAGUCAAGCUUUUUCUUCAAAGGCCUAUUUUACUCUUUUUCACCAAAAAUGGCCCUGCUGGCAAAAUAGGCCUAAAAUGGCUGAGAAGAGCCGUCAGCUAUUCACUUCAAACAAGCUAUUCACUUCAAAUAGCUUGUUCUUGGUCAUGGUUGGUCUGAUUCUGGCCAAGCAAGCCGGCUAUACAAAGGCAAAAGGUUCCGUUAUAGGACCCUUUCUCGAUCUAUGGUGAUUAUCAAAACCACGUUUUACACUCUGACCCCAUCAUAGAUUCUGAGAUAGGCCAUCGUAUACAAUCUAUGAUGGGCCAUCAUAGAUGCUGAGAUGGGCCAUCAUAUACAAUCUAUGAUGGGCCAUCAUAGAUGCUGAGAUGGGCUAUCAUAGAUUCUGAGAUGGGCCAUCAUAUACAAAUCUAUGAUGGGCCAUCAUAGAUUCUGAGAUGGGCCAUCAUAUACAAUCUAUGAUGGGCCAUCAUAGAUUCUGCAACAGCAGUUCUCAUGGCCCCAUUGGUCAUGUUCAUUUUGGGUAAUCCAUAAUCCUGAAUUGGUUGGGUCCAAAUCAAUAUUUUCUUUCUGUUUGAGAUUAUUUAUUUGUUUUGUGUUUUUGAAAGUACAGCGUUUUGAAUCCGAUCUGUUAGUAUGUGGUCUAGCGAAGUACUUAAUUUUGUUUUUGCAUGAAUGUUUUUCGUUUGUUCUUGGACAUUUCUGAAUUUAUUUUUUAAAUUCGCGAGUUAUACAGUUGUUUAUGUUGAUGCUGGUGUAUUCCCUGCUAUGGAUUAGAUCUGAAAGGAGGUUUGGAUCGGAUGGGGAUGUGGGGGGGGCACAAGAUUUUGAGUUGUAGAUCUGAUUAUAGGUCUAACCCGUUCAUCUUCAACUAAAAAGAAUAGGUGGUGGUUGUUUGGUUGUGGUGCUAUGGAAAUCCUCUCUGUCACAGCCAUAACUUCACCUAUGAUUUAUACCACUGUACCAGCUGAGUUUGGCAAAAUUCUUGUGGUGAAAUAUACAAAAUUGCCAUGCAGUAAAUGUAUAUUUCCAUGUCAAUCUAAGUACAAGUAUGCACACUGCGAUGUACACUGACUAACAUGUGUAACACUGCUUGCUAUACACCUUUCCAGAAAUGGGGAGCUGAGUGUCCGAAAUAGUGAUGUCAUAAGGGGAAACUAGGCCUUAUGGUGGAGGGACAAAGGAGAUAGUCGACCAACACACUUGAAUGCCUUUCAUGACGGCCAAGGGGGAAAAAGUUAGUUCCAAUGCAAGCCACCAAUUUCGGGAAGCAUGUAUAACUGUAUACAUACACACAGUUUUACUGCAGUCAUCACCUGGUGUCAGAAAAUGGCACUAGAUUUUCUCAAACCACAGGCAAAUACCAAAACAAGAGUUGUAAAUGGACGGGGUAGGCCUGGGGGGGGGGGCACAAGACGUUUAUUUCUUAUGUCGGUGUAAAAAUGUUAUGACCUGUACAUAAACUCACCUGUAUGAUAAUUGUACAUGUAUCUUAGGAUCUGAGCACAUUUGGCUCAUUUCAUUUGUUUGGACAAUUUUGGAACAGUCCACUUUGGAAUUUUUUUGAAUUUUAGAUUUCAUUUUGGGAUGUUGUUGCCAAGGGGGGGUACAAUGUUUACAUUAGCAUUGACAGCUGCAUAAGAGAAAAGGGUCAAGAAACUCUUGGUUAGGUUACCAGCGUUGUACUCUGAUUAGGGGAUGCACGAGGUGGGAUUCAAAGUCAGGACUUUCGUAUUGGAGAUCAAACCCUGCUGAAAAUGACUAAAGUUGAGAUAUCGAGUGACCUUGUAUUGUGGCGAUCUUGCUAAAGCAAGUACAUUUGUUUUUAUGGUCGAUGUCCAUAUAAGUUAAGUCAUGAGCAUUGUGUAUGUAACUACACGUAUAUAAUGUUUAUGACAGGCCUGUGAAUGUAUUUGUCAUUUGCUUUGAAGCAUCUUUCUGCAAUUUGAUUUCGAAGGCUCAGUGUUUGGUAUUAAAAACAUGUUUUCAUGAAA